Cuscuta campestris is the source of this 1769-nucleotide messenger RNA. NCBI's taxonomy places the organism in Eukaryota, Viridiplantae, Streptophyta, Magnoliopsida, Solanales, Convolvulaceae. The record is from the annotation of a GenBank genome assembly.
CCUUGGUUCUAUUUUACUCCGCAUACGGAAUUACGGAGUAUAGGCCGUAUCAAAUUUCCCUCCUUCCUCAUCUCAAACCCGGAACUGCCAUAGCUCACCACCGCAUUCUCAACCGUCGGCCGUCUGAAGAAACGGUUUCAUUUUAUCGUCAUCGUCCAUCCAAAACGUUGCGAUUUCCCCCCUCCUCUUUUUUUUUUUGUUUUAUUAAUAUUUUGAUUUUGAUUAUCGACUAAACUCAGCUUCCGUCCCUUACAUACUAUGCUCGUUAUUCCAAAUCUCCCAAUAAACCUCACUUCCUAUGAUUUUUAAUAAUUCUCAAUUAAAUCAGCUCUAAUCGUUUUUGGAUUACCAUAUUAGUUCUAGAAAAUUUGACUGCUUAUACGUUUUGGCUAAAAACCCUCAAUUUUUCAAAAACCCCAAAUAUUCAAUCUUCUCAAGAUUCAGCCUUGAUGUUAAUUUAUCCUGGAUUUGCGGCGUGAAUUCUGGUUCUUGGUAACUACGGAUCACCUGGCUUCAUUGAAGCCGGGAAACGCAGAAAGUUGAGUGGUCUUAUGAGUUUUUGCGGGAGAUGGUAAGUAAUCAGGAGGAUGGGCAGAAAGACCCAUCGAGAGGUGGAGGUGGGGCUAGCCGGUCUUGGGGUACUGCCGCUUCAGGUCAAUCUGUAUCAACUAGCGGAAGCAUUGGGUCACCUUCAAGCAGGAGUGAGGCUGCCAUGGCCACUCCCGCAAAUGGAAAAACUUUGUCUCUACUAACUACCAUUGAUAUCCAUGCCGAUGAUGCUGGAUCCCGAUCCGUUUCUGGGAAGAAGAAAAGAGGUCAACGGGCAGUAUCAGGGGAUAAAUCUGGCAGAGGACUGCGGCAGUUUAGCAUGAAAGUGUGCGAGAAGGUGGAAAGCAAGGGACGGACCACAUAUAAUGAAGUUGCUGAUGAACUUGUAGCUGAAUUUGCUGAUCCUAACCAUGGCCUUUCAACUCCAGAUCAGCAACAUUAUGAUGAGAAGAAUAUUAGACGCCGUGUGUAUGAUGCUUUAAAUGUUCUUAUGGCAAUGGAUAUUAUUUCGAAAGAUAAAAAAGAAAUACAGUGGAGGGGUCUGCCACAGACAAGCAUAAACAAUAUUGAAGAGCUAAAGAAGGAGCGGCUUGGGUUGAGAAACAGGAUUCAGAAAAAAGCUUCCUAUUUAGAAGAACUGGAGGAACAGUAUGCAGGGCUUCAGAACCUCAUGAAACGCAAUGAACAGUUAUACAGCUCUGGGAAUACUCCAACUGGUGGCGUGGUUUUACCCUUCAUAUUGGUUCAGACUCGCCCCAAUGCAAUGGUUGAAGUGGAAAUAUCAGAAGAUAUGCAAUUGGUGCACUUUGAUUUCAACAGCACUCCGUUUGAGCUACACGAUGACAAUCAUGUUCUCAGAGCAAUGAAAUUAUGUGAGAGACCAAACAGGCCCCAUGCUGCGGGCCAGCCCUCUGCAUCGUCCUCAUCACCGCCCACUACUCUCCCCGGAAUAUUAAAAGCCCGAGCAGUUAUGCACGAACACCCUCCUUCAACUACUACUACUACUUAAAUCUCUUCCAAAUCCAAUGGCCAUUCUGAGGAUCCUUUUAUAUGCAUAUGCUUAAUCCCAUAGAGUAACAUUUCCUCUUAGUAACACUAGCAGAUGAUGGGUUUUUGCUUUUCAGUUAGGUAAGAGGAACCCGAACCCCAACGCAUAUGUAUAUCUCUCCUAGCAGGAACGUCAAACGUGAUCCACAUUUCGACACAGGAUGGGUCUAGAC